AUGUCCGCCCAUCCCGAGCCUGCUCUCGAUGUCUUCCCCAGCGCAACCAUCGCGCCCGUCUCACCGCUCAUCUUCUCUGGCUUUCUAGAGCAUCUCGGCCGCUGCAUCUACGGCGGAAUCUUACCUGCAGGCCACACGAACUUCCCUUACACGCCUCGCAACCCAUGCUCCGAAGACCAGUUCAUCGAGACUCCGAAGGAGCUCUUGACCGAGGAAGGGUUCCGUAAAGACGUCUUGGAGGUCCUGCGAGACGAGCUUGGAACGCCCAUGGUGCGGUGGCCCGGCGGCAAUUACGUGAGCUCGUACAAGUGGAAGGACGGGAUAGGUUCACUGGAGGAACGGAAGCGACGCCCGGAGCUGGCGUGGGGCGGGGAAGAGAGCAAUCUGUUCGGGACGGAUGAGUUCAUUGCAUGGUGCCGAGUGGCCAGAAUUGAGCCCUACGUUGUGCUGAACAUGGGGACGGGAACCCUCGAGGAAGCGCUGCAUUGGAUCGAGUACUGCAACGGGGCCGGCGAUACCUACUACGCUAACCUGCGCCGCAAGAACACCGGAAAGGACGAGCCCCACAACGUCAAAUACUGGGGCCUCGGGAACGAGGUCUGGGGUGAAUGGCAAGUCGGGCAGCAAACCGCGUCUGCAUACGCGACUAAAGCGCGCCAGUGGGCGCAUGCUAUCCGGUUGAUUGACCCUACUGUGAAGCUCGUCGGUUGUGGCGAGACCGGGCUUAACCACUGGGACGGCGUAGUCCUGGACGAACUCGUCGACAAGGUCGACUUGCAUAGUAUACACCUGUACACAGGGUUCGGACCGCGAGAUCGAUCGCAGAUCGACAAAGAGUAUGGACGCGCCGUGUACGGCCCCGACGCAGCAGAGUAUUCGAUCGAGAUUUGCAAGGGCCUGAUCAACAAGGCCCGCGUUGCAAAGACCAUCAGCAAGCCGAUCACCAUCGCAUUUGACGAGUAUGGCGUGUGGGAUGAGACGGUCGGGACGCCGGAAAACGGCCUGGAACAGUUCUACAACCUCGCGGACGCCCUGGCGAUGGCCUCCUGGUUGAAUGUGUUUGUCCGGCAGGCGGAUAUCGUCGAGAUGGCGUGCAUUGCACAGAGCGUUAAUGUCAUCUCGCCUUUGAUCACCAGCCCGACUGGGUUGUUCCGUCAAACUAUCUAUUGGCCCUUGUACCUCUUCUCUCGAUAUAUGCGCGGCGGGGUCUCCAUCCGCGUCUCGCUCUUGUCCCCGACCUUCGCCGGAGAAACUCUCCCGCAGUGGGUCUCCUCCGUUAAGGGCCAGCCCAAGGACCUGGACGCCUCGGCAGUCCUCCAUACCUCCGAGACUGGCCAGAAGAGUGUCCGCAUUGCUGUGGUGAACAGGAGUGAGCAUAGUGCCUACACAGUGCCCGUCCGGAUAGCAUUUGUCAGUGCUCCGAAGGAAGUCAAGGCGCAUGAGCUGUGGCACGAGGACGUGAAGGAGCAGAACGGUUGGGGGAAGGAGAAUGAGGUGAGCGUGAAGACGAAGAGGGCGGCUUGGACAGGGAAGUGGACCUUCAGGGAACAUUCCUUCACUUUGCUCGUGUUAGAUGUAGUCUGA
This is a messenger RNA of Rhodofomes roseus, 1584 nucleotides long. Its product is annotated as glycoside hydrolase. Gene Ontology annotation, biological process: polysaccharide catabolic process; L-arabinose metabolic process. Bases 1 to 1584 code for a protein of 527 amino acids. The record is from RefSeq and is a predicted model, not a curated record. The transcript has 6 exons. Gene Ontology annotation, molecular function: alpha-L-arabinofuranosidase activity. NCBI's taxonomy places the organism in Eukaryota, Fungi, Basidiomycota, Agaricomycetes, Polyporales, Fomitopsidaceae.